This is a messenger RNA of Protomyces lactucae-debilis, 1050 nucleotides long. RefSeq lists its product as uncharacterized. NCBI's taxonomy places the organism in Eukaryota, Fungi, Ascomycota, Taphrinomycetes, Taphrinales, Protomycetaceae. The transcript has a single exon. The coding region runs from base 169 to 1002 and encodes 277 amino acids. The record is from RefSeq and is a predicted model, not a curated record.
GUCGGGGCAGGUGUCACAGGACUCUCAGCUGCACAUACACUCUGUGCGCUUGGCCUAAAUGUAGUGCUGCUCGACAAGGGCCCCUCUGUGGGCGGUCGGAUAGCAACACGCUACUUUGACAAAACUGAUGGCCAACGACGGUAUGUUGACACUGCCAGCAAGGAGAUCAUGCUCACUGAUGGCUCGACGGAUGCAUUCAAGGCUUUACUCGUAAAACAGCAGCUGUGUCAAGCAAAAGAAACGCGAGUGACAGGCCAACCUGGUCUGAAUGCAUUCGCCAAGGCAUUCGCAAAGCGUCUGCCGGCCGGGAAACAUGAGAUUCUGACACGAUGCACCGUAUCAGACAUCACCUAUGAUCAAAAGUCUUCCUUGUUUACAGUGUCUGCCGAGCUCAAGACCCCGGGUAAGGAUGGCGCUGAGCAACGAACAUUCUCAAGCAAAGGGGUCAUCUUGACGGCUCCGGUACCACAAACCAUCAAUCUAAUCAAAGGCUUCAAACGAAUGAUCCAGGAGCUUGACGGAGCAGCAGAGUAUAGCAAGUCCAUCAUCCUGUUGCUGUGGCCAAAGAAGGCGAUGCAAGUGGACGAGCUCAAGGACAAUGCCAACAUCCACAAGGUCAGGAUACACUUACACAUCCAGGCGAAUGUAGAGCAAGGCGCCGUCCCACUCUCUGUCCAUGCGACCCCUGCUUGGUCAGAAGCUCAGUAUGAAGAGACCGACAUUGAAACGGUUGAAAACCGCAUUCUUGACUUCAUUGGACAGUCGCGCGAUGCAUUCGACAAGGUGCAACUCAAAAAGUGGCGAUACUCACAACCACUUGUAGAUGCAGAAGCCGUACGACAAAGUCAGUCCCCGUCUUGGCGAGCAGAUCCAAAUGGAAGUCCCUUAUUCGUUGCAUCGGACGCGCUUGGGCCUGGCCUGAUUGGCGAGGCAGGGACUGCAGGCAUUCAAGCGGCCGAAGCCCUCCAUCAGCGUCUUGGUGGCAGUAAAUCAGUCAUAUAGUAAUAUAGAAGGCAUUAGGGAACUUAGUCUGCUACUCACGUAAAAUCA